Ostertagia ostertagi is the source of this 762-nucleotide messenger RNA. Lineage: Eukaryota; Metazoa; Nematoda; Chromadorea; Rhabditida; Trichostrongylidae. The record is from the annotation of a GenBank genome assembly.
AUGGUUUUGAAGAUCGUGCUCAUAGCGCUGCUUUAUUACCCGCUUUCAAUUGGCCUCACAUUUUAUCAGAAAUGGUUCAUAAAGAAUUACAAGUUACCUUUAUUCGUGGUUUGUUGGCAUUACAUUGUGAAGUAUGUUGCCGCCAUAUCUAUACGAUUCUUAUAUGAGGUUCUUCGUAAAAAGCGUAUACGACUCCAAUUGAAAGACCAACUAAGAUGGCUUGCGCCUAUUGGUAUAUGUGCUUCGCUCGAUAUUGGGUUGUCAAACUGGGCUCUUGAAUAUGUCACCGUCAGUUUGUAUACAAUGGCAAAAAGUAGUUCUAUUCUAUUCAUUGUGGCAUUUGCGCUGUUAUUGCGACUGGAAAGGUGGCGUGCAACACUCGGUUUGGAGGCAGCGCUGAUUGCUAGCGGUCUUUUUCUAUUUACUUGGCAUUCGUCUCAGUUGGACCUCACCGGACUACUACUCGUAGAACUUGCCGCGUCAUGUACGGGAGUUCGAUGGACUGUAUCGGCGAGAUCGAUCAUGCAGAGGGAGGGAGCAGGCUUUGAUAUCCUCCGUAGAUAUGAGUAUCUACUUCUUGUUAAUACGUCCGGAAUUACACUGAACAUAUUCGGAAUAUUAAAGGAAGUAGCUACUCUUCUACUGGCUCACAUUCUGAACAACGACCGUCUCUCAUGGGUGAAUCUCGCUGGGCUAACACUCUGUCUUUUUGGUAUGGCCUUGCAUGGCAUGACACGAAAGCGGCAACGGUACACAACCUAA